AUGCGACAGGGAAACACCCUGCAGCAACUGUAUACGGUGGUCAGUGGCGUGUACGUACCCAUCGCCAGUGAGGACAUGCAGUCGACCGUCAAAAAAGCAGUUGACAGAGACAGAACCAAAGUCACAGGGGGGUUUGGUGCGUAUCCCCAGUCCAACAUCGUGGGACCUGGACAUAUCAAUCCGGAUAUGCAAGCCACCGGUGAUUUUAUCCCCGUCAUUGUCCCGAGCGCGAACCUGUUGGUGGGUCUUCGUCGAAAGGGUGGACCCGGUCGUGAAAGUAUUGCAUCGCACUAG
Molecule: messenger RNA, 294 nt
Organism: Aspergillus melleus
Lineage: Eukaryota; Fungi; Ascomycota; Eurotiomycetes; Eurotiales; Aspergillaceae
Exons: 1
Coding region: 1-294 (97 amino acids)
Source: RefSeq, a predicted model, not a curated record